AUGAGAGAAGAAAACCAGUCUGCUACCACAGAUUUCAUCCUCUUGGGAGUGACUGGACAGCAGGAACAGGAAGACAUCUUCUUCAUCCUCUUCCUGCUCAUUUACCCCAUCACACUGGUUGGAAACAUGCUCAUCAUCCUGGCCAUUCUCUCUGAUGUUCGCCUCCAUAAUCCCAUGUACUUCUUCCUUGUCAAUCUCUCUUUUGUAGACAUCUUCUUCUCAUCUGUCACCAUCCCCAAGACGCUGGCCAACCAUCUCGUGGGUAGCAGAGUCAUCUCCUUUGCUGGAUGUCUCACACAGAUGGAUUUCAUGAUAGGUUUGGCUAACACAGACAGCUAUAUCCUGGCUGCAAUGGCAAUUGAUCGAGCUGUGGCCAUCAGCCGCCCUCUUCAUUAUACAAUGAUUAUGAGACCCCGUUCUUGUGUCCUGAUGCUUGUUGCGUCUUGGGCAGUUGCAAUCAUCAAUUCCUUUCCCCACACUGUAUUUACAGCUAGUCUUUCUUUCUGUGGCAACAAGGAAGUGGCCAACUUCUACUGUGACAUUGCACCUUUGCUCAAGCUGUCCUGCUCUGACAUCCACUUGAAUGUGAAGAUGAUGUACCUUGGGGUUGGCCUUUUCUCAUUGCCAUUUCUGUGUAUCAUUAUCUCCUAUGUUUGGGUCUUUGCCACUGUCUUACGGGUUCCAUCCACUAAGGGUAUACUCAAAGCCUUCUCCACCUGUGGCUCUCAUCUUACUGUGGUUUCAUUGUACUAUGGGACAGUCAUGGGCAUGUAUUUCCGACCUUUGACCAGAUAUAGCCUUAAAGAUGCAGUGGUUACUGUGAUGUACACAGCAGUGACCCCAAUGUUAAAUCCGUUCAUUUACAGUCUGAGAAACCGGGACAUAAAGGCUGCUCUGGGGAAACUCUUUGGCAGAACUUCUUCAUCCCUGCUGUGA
This is a messenger RNA of Dipodomys ordii (Ord's kangaroo rat), 936 nucleotides long. Its product is annotated as olfactory receptor 1A1-like. NCBI's taxonomy places the organism in Eukaryota, Metazoa, Chordata, Mammalia, Rodentia, Heteromyidae. Bases 1 to 936 code for a protein of 311 amino acids. Gene Ontology annotation, biological process: G protein-coupled receptor signaling pathway. The record is from RefSeq and is a predicted model, not a curated record. Gene Ontology annotation, molecular function: G protein-coupled receptor activity; olfactory receptor activity. The transcript has a single exon. Gene Ontology annotation, cellular component: membrane.